This is a messenger RNA of Cyprinus carpio (common carp), 1657 nucleotides long. RefSeq names its product methionyl-tRNA formyltransferase, mitochondrial-like. NCBI's taxonomy places the organism in Eukaryota, Metazoa, Chordata, Actinopteri, Cypriniformes, Cyprinidae. Gene Ontology annotation, molecular function: methionyl-tRNA formyltransferase activity. Gene Ontology annotation, biological process: conversion of methionyl-tRNA to N-formyl-methionyl-tRNA; biosynthetic process. Gene Ontology annotation, cellular component: mitochondrion. The record is from RefSeq and is a predicted model, not a curated record.
CGGAAAUGACGUCAACAUCAACAUGGCGACGCAGUUAUGUUCCUGUGUGUGCACGUUACUGUAACCUUGCAGCUGUCAUCUGCCGGUUUGCGAAAACGGAUUAGUAUAAUUAAUGUAAUUUGGACACGUAUUUGUGAAAAAUGUCACGACUGUCUCGAUUGAAGUUAUCAUGAAAGAUUAGAAUGACUCCUCUGUCUACUGCGUGCUUAGAGUAUUGAUAGUUUUGUGUUUUGUUAGCUGUUAAACAUAGUUUUAUGUCAUUUAUGAAAUCUUGCAGAGGAUGUGGAACCUAAACUAUUUAAAAUUCAUAGAUCAGAGACGUUUGCUGUCUCAAGGACUUUGCAGCAACUACAUAACACGCCUUCGUCGAUGUGAAAGCAAUGUGAGUUUAUUUCUGUUAAGCAGAAAUAGAUCUUUUGUAACUCAAACACAAUCUGCUUCAAAACCACGCUGGAGAGUAUUGUUCUUUGGAAGUGAUGAUUUUGCAGUGGAAUCACUGAAACGGCUUCAUUUAUCUCGAGAUGACUCAACAGCUGGAGUCAUAGAUUCACUUGAGGUGGUGACGCUGUCCAGAGAUACUCCAGUCAGAAAGUAUGCAGAGUGGCACAGACUCCCUCUUCACCACUGGCCAGAUGUGGACUUGAGUGCACAGUUUGAUGUUGGUGUGGUGGUGUCCUUUGGCUGUUUAAUCAAAGAGAACAUCAUCAACAGAAUGCCAUACGGGGUCCUGAAUGUGCACCCUAGUCUGUUGCCACGCUGGCGGGGACCUGCUCCAAUCUUUCAUACGAUUCUACAUGGUGACCGUGUCACAGGAGUGACUAUCAUGCAAAUAAGACCUAAGAGAUUUGAUGUAGGCCCCAUUCUUCAGCAAGAGCUGUACGAGGUUCCAAAGAACUGCACUGCUGAUGAGCUCGGAGCCACUUUAGCGGUUGAGGGUUCUAGAAUGUUGAUGGACACUCUAAAACAUCUUCCAGAAAGGGCAGCAAACAGAAAGGAGCAACCUAAGGAGGGUGCAUCAUUUGCCCCCAAAAUCAGUUCCCGAAUGGCCUGGAUAAUAUGGGAAGAGCAUAGCUGUGACUACAUUGAUCGGCUGUUUCGAGCUAUUGGAUCUCGGAUUCCUUUGAAAACAAUGUGGAUGGGCAAUCCCAUCAAACUUCUGGACUAUGUUGGCAAAUGCAAUGUGUCGUUUGCAGCUGCUCCAUAUUUAUCAUCAAUGCCAGGGUCUGUCCAUUAUCAGAAAGAAUCCAGUACUCUACUUGUUCGCUGCAAGGAUGGCUGGGUUGGUUUCAAAGCUGUGAAUUUCAAGAAAAGACUGUCAGCGGCAGAUUUCUUUAAUGGAUAUCUCCAUCAGAGCGUGCUGAAGAAAUCUCCCUCCACAAACACCUGUCUGUUCCAGAGUUAUAAAGAGACUCAUUUACCUGCAGGACACGACAACAACAUGCUACAGCGGAAUAACUCUUCACUCUGAAGCCUGGCUUUAUUGCAGUCAUGGAUAAUAACAUAUAAUCAUAUGAACUGUCAUGUCAUUGAAAACAUUUUUGUCUGUUUUAAGACAAUGUUGUAUUUAAUACCGGACUGUACUGUACUUGCAGAUCUCUGCACAUUCGUAUAGCCGUGACAUUAAUCAUUGUGAAUACGAUAAAAUUAUUUGAUAUCA